AUGACAUUUCGCGAUCAAGUUGAGAAGUAAAUUUGUGGUUUUGUAGUUAUAAAUUGGAUGAUUUUAGCGUUUCUAUCGUGUGAGGUGCCCCAAUUGAGUCACUUUCAGCCACCAAUGGUGUCAGAAAGCGACCGUGAGUGAUAAUGUGCGACGUGUGUGCGGAUUUCCUUCAUCUCCUCACCACCCAUGAGACUCGGAUCAGCAACAACGAACUCAAGCAUCAGCAUCUGCAGAAGAAUGAGGUGGACAUUGCAUUUGCGUACAUCCAGACGUGGCCGCAAAGGCAGUGCAUGUGCUGUUACAGGGAUGUGAAGAACUUCGAGCGCUUCAAUCUGAUUGUCCAGUCCAUCAUAUGCCUGACGAUAUCGCAGCUGAAGAACAUCAAGGCGAUCCUCGAGGAGAGUCAGACGAACAAUAACAAUGCCGAUGAGUCUGGCGGCGGAGGGGAGGCGAAGGAGGCCAAGGGGGACGCACAGGAGGUCAAGCCAGCGUCCCCAGCACCCCCAGUGGCGACCGGGAGCAAGUCCAAGGAUCUCAGCUCCACGUGGAGUCUGCCAGAGCUGGAGAGAGUGCUGAUUGUGAUCUCCAAAGCGUUCCUGCUCAACUUCCCACUCUAUGUGGCUUACAAGCACGGCGUUCACUCGCGCCUGGACGACAUCUCCGCCCAGGACGCCAACAGUCUCAGUAUCUUCUGCGACUUGCACGACAACGAGAUUCCCGCCUUUUUGCUCCGCAAUGUCUCUGUGUUCUGCAAUUGCGGCGGCUUCGCCGCCAUGGCGCACUGCUUCGAGCAGCCCAAUCUGCCCGUGUCCACGGCGCACGCCAUCACGGCCACCAUCAGCAACGUGAAGCUGUGGCUCAACUAUCGCAGCACGGCGCAGCUGUUCGUGCCGCUGCGCGUGAAGGUGCUGCAGUACAUGUGCAAGCUCAACGACCAGGAUCUGCGCUCGCCGGCCACCAAGUCCAUGGCGGAGUUCAUGUGGGCGGCGGUGAAGGAUCCGCUGGACUCGCAGAUUACGUUCGACAUGGAGGGCCUGACGCUGGCGUUCAAGUAUUUCACGUCCACGACGCUCACGAUGCGGCUGUCGGGCAUGGCGCAGAUCAAUGCCCACAUCAAUCUCUUCAACGACAUCUGCACGUCCGACACGGUGGCGGAGGUGGAGGUGGUGGGCCAGAAGCUGGGCGACUGGCUCACGGACAACCAGAUCGUGUCGCACCUCUUCGGCCCGAAUCUCCACGUCGAGGUCAUCAAGCAGUCUCACAUUGUGCUCAACUUUCUGGCUGUGGAGAAUCAAAUCACCGAGGAGCACAUCAGCCUGAUCUGGCAGGCGGCGCAGCUGAAGCACUGCUCGAAGCCCAUCUAUGACAUCCUGCCGUCCCUCGUGAAGAACCUCGCGGCGCGUCCUGCGCUGCAUCUCUACCAGUUGCUCUGUCGUCUCGAUCCCAAGGAGCACACGGAGCAGAGCAUUUACAUCGCGUCGGCGCUCACGAAGCUCAUCUGGUCGCGCGAGAGUUGUCGCCAAUCCAGUGUAGACAGUUUCUUUGGCGGCAGCAGCGUGGCGGGCUCGAGUGGCGCCACCGGAAGUGCCCUGAUGCGCAAUGUGGCCGCGGUGGCGUCCAGUUCGGAGAACAGCGUGAGCAUUGAGGGCAGCAACAGUGAGGAGGAGCAGCAGGAGGAGGACAGCUCGGAGGGCAGGAAGAGUCCAAUUGAGGUUGAGGGCUCGGAUUCCGGCGCGCCGCCUUGCAAACAGGCCAGACACAAGAAUUGCUGCGGCGAAACGACAGAUGAGAGCACGAAGGUGGAGGCGGAUGUGGCUGACGAUGUGGAGUGUGACAAGGGCAUUCCACCCACGCUGACGAUCAUGGGGCAGCGCAUCUCCAUCCUGCCGGACGGCUCGAGCAGCGAUGAUGGUCUCGAUGGCUCGGAGAACUUCUCGGUGAUGCGCAAGCGAUUGCGGAAGCGGCGGAAGAUGCGAGUGCUGUCGAAGAAGCAGAUGCAACAGAUUGCCGAGAUGUCGGAUGGCGAGUCGCACAGCGAUGGCGCCGUGGUGGGCAAUGACAGUGACUGCAGCGAGACACACUUGCCGUCCGCCGUGCUGAGCCACCUGCACUCGGACGGCUCCUUCAUUGGGGCGAUUUCGGAAGGGCAGCUGAUGGAUUUGCUGAGCGGAGCGGAGAAUGACGGGAGCUACUCGUCGCCGAUGAGCAACAAGUCGGAGAAGAACAUGGCUGACUUUGACGAUGAGGAUUCGCCGUGCGAGGAAGAGUUGGAGCAGUUGGCGUCGCGCGGACACUGCCUGACGGCCUUCACGCUUCCCCGCAGUCGCACGAUUGCCAGUGUGCUGGGGAAGAGCGAGAAGGCGGCCAAGAGUGGUGGCGAGAAGGCGAGUCAGGAGAGCGCAAACUCCUCGAGUUCAUCCACUGCCACCCAGGCGCCGUACAAGGUCAUCGACGUGUGCCAGCCGGGCAACACGCUGCUCUGGGAUUUGCUGCAGGACGACAAGAUUGGUCAAUUGGGCGAAUCUCUAGCCUUGGAGGCGGAGAAGGCUCUGGGCACGCUGCUGUGCUUCAAUACCGACAAAUUCAUUCGGAUGAAGUUCGUGGAGGGAUGCCUGAUGAGUCUGGCCAACAAUAAGAGUGUCAUUGUGUGUCUGCGCCUGCUGCCGAAGAUGUUUGCCUCCUUCCAGCAAUUCCGCGCCACGGACACGCAUCAGGUGACGAUGUGGGCGGAGAGGCAGCACAAGAUGAUGCAUCACUUCUUCAACAAUCUCAAGUAUUACGCCGUGUCCACGAAGACACAGAAUCAGGGACAGAUACUCAAUCAGAGCGGUGGACUGAUGUAUUCGCACUUGACGCAGGUGCAGGUGCGUCUGCAGUUCCUGACGUCGGUGUUCAGCUCAAUGGGAUCACCGGAGCCGUUCAGGCUGAGCCUCGAGCAAGUGGAUGCGUUGUGGGCGUGGCUGGCGAAUGACACGGAGUGCUCAGACUGUCUGUUUGCAUGGCUGCAGACGCAAGCGAAGGGCAGUGGAGAUCAGCACGCGCUGGGCAUUGACACGCUGCAACACUUGUAUAUUCGGAAGUUGCCAGAAUUGCGUCCCGAAGGCAUCUCAAUGGUCGCUCUGGGACUGUUUCAGCAACUCUGCAGCUUGGCACGCCUGGCGGCGCAUUAUGACACAGGGAGUGACAUGUCGCUGGACAUUGUGGGCAUGAGUCAUCUGUGGAAGAUUGCUCUGCGGGCGAAUAACACGGAUGUGUCGCUGGCGGCGAUUCAGUACAUCAACUCGUAUUACAUGGGACAGCAGCUGAAGCUGGAGAAGGAGUUUGUGGCGCAGUGCAUGAAUCAUCUGACGCAAGCGGCGGAGGAUUUGAACAAUGUGGAGAGGCAAGAGCACGCUCUGAUGUGUGUUCAGCGGGCGCUGAUGUUGCUCAACACGCACUUGGAGACCUUCCGUCGGCGCUAUGCUUAUCAUCUGCGGCGCUGGGCGCUCGAGGGUAAGGGCAUUGCGGCCCACAGUGCUCUGAGGAGUGAGGGUCCGGGGCCACCAAUUAGGAUCAUCCUGCAGCCAGCUGGAGUGCCGGAUAAAUCUGUCUUGCAUCUCCAUUCGACGGAUUUGGUGGCUGAUCUGAAGGCAGAGGUGGCAAAGUGGUGGGAAUCCAUCCAGAGUGGCGUAAAGACAUCCGGCGCCACGGCUCCCGUUCUGGGGCUGUUGCUGAGCGAAGGUCCGCUGAGGAUUAUCACGCAGGGACAAGAGAUUACGGCGGAAUACGAUGAGCGGAGCUUGGCUGAUGUGGGAUUCAAGGACAAUCAGAUGGUGUAUGUGUCUCUGGGCGGUCGCAGCAGUGGCCGACGUCGUGAUCCCGGCGAUCAUCCAUCCCUGCAACCGCCGCCGCCGAAGGAAUGUCUGCCGACGGUUUUGCUGCUGCAACCGAAGUAUUUUGAGCAAUUGUUCAAGCUGAUGCAGACUUUGGGUGACAUGAAGACACUGGGAAAGGGUGGAAAUCGUCAGCCGCACACGAAGGCUCAGUUGCUGUCGCGCAGAGUGUGGGACAUCCUGGCAAUGCUGCCCACAAGUCCCACGCUUCUGGAGAACUUCAAGAACAUCAUGCACCAGAAGGCUGCGAAGACGGAUGAAGAGAUGGAGACUGAGGUGCCGGAGAAGCCGUCAAUGAUGAAUGUGGAGGAUCUGCUGGAUCCGAGAAAUCUGCAGAAGUUCAUGUAUUCACUGCACAUUGUUGAGAGUCUGUGCAAGACGAAAUUCACGGCGGGAAAGUUGGCAGAGAAGGCGCCAGUGAAGGCGCAGGCCAUCAAGGCGUCGAAUCCGCAGAAGAUCAUGUCCAAGCUGAGUGUAAAGGUUGUGGCGAACAGGAAGGCAAGUGGUGGUGAGAAAGGUGAGACAGAUGUGACGCUGUGCAACACUCCGAUGGAGCUGGAAGAGCAGGGAUCGGGAGGUGGUGAUAAUGCCAGCAAUUGUGUGGAGAAUGCAGAAGUUGAUGAGUCAGAGUCGAAGCAGAUGGAAAUUGGUGAGACGGAGAACAGUUCGUCGGCUGACACGGAGAAUCAACCGCCGCUGGAUCCGAACAAGGUGAAGAAGAUUAUCACGUCGGAGAUAACAAUCUCGUGGAGCACGAUUUUUGUGAAGUGUGGCGGGCUGAGGAAGUUGUAUGACAUCCUGAUGUCUGGUGUGCUGCAGCCGGACGAGAGUUGUGGCGAUGACUUCAAUGAGUGGCGACAUGAUUGCCUGGCGAGUUUACUGAGAAUCCUCUGCUUGCUGGGCAUGGAGGAGAUGAAGCCAGAUGACACACCGCUCACGAUUCCCAAACUCAAUGAGCACAUGCUGCCGCUGAUGUCUGUCCGGCCGACACUGAAGCGGCUCUCGUCCAUUCUCAAUGACUCGUCCUUACCGCUGAAUCCGCAUCACUUCAAGACGGGAAUCUGGGGAAGAGCGCAGGUGAUUCACUUCACCAUGAAUCUCCUGGUGUGCUUCGUGCACUCGUCGCCACAGGCGCGCGAGCAGCUGUGGUCCGAUCCGGACAACUGCACGUGGCUGCAGCGAUUGAUACUCAACGAUCCGGAGCCGGCGGUGCGUCGAGAGGCUUGCGCUGGAUUGUACAGAGUGUGCUUGGGCAAUGCGAAGACAUUCUAUGAGAUCACGGCGCCAUUGCUCUCCAAGUUGAUCAACUUCUUGCCGAUUGCGGAGAAGAUGAUUUGUCAGAAUCAGAAUGUCAGCCUGGCGACGGAUGAGGGCAAGGAGCCGUAUGGACCCGCGUGUCGAGACUACUUCUGGCUGCUGUGCAGACUUGUGGACACAAUGACGACGGAGAUGAUGAAGGAGGGUUUGGACACGCCACACACAUCGGCGAUUGACAUUGAGAAUCUCUGCAGACAAGUGUCAAAGAGUAUUCUGGAUCGGGAGUUUCUCGAGGUGAGACACGGACAUCAGGAUGAUGGACUUGUGGGAUUGAUUAAUCUACUGGCCAGUCUGAUUAAGUUCGAUCCGCCGUUCAAGCAAAGUGCCGACGGUCAGGAGUUCAUUGAGAGGAUCUUUGAGUGUCUCUUUGAUCUGCCAUCGGCGGACAAUAGGCAGAAGCCCAAGUGUAAAUCCCAGUCUGCACGGGCUCAGGCGUACGAUCUGCUGGUGGAGAUGUGCAAGAACUCAAGCAAGAACUACGCUCUGCUGCACGGGAAGCUGAUGGAGCAGCACAAAUCGGGGCCACACUCGUCCUAUCCCUGGGACUACUGGCCGCGCGAGGAUGGACGAUCGGAGUGUGGCUAUGUGGGACUCACGAACCUCGGCGCCACGUGCUACAUGGCGUCGUGCAUUCAGCAUCUCUACAUGAUGCCACAGGCGCGCGAGGCGGUGCUCAGUGUGCCGCCGCAGAAUGCGCUGAAGCAUGCCAACACAUUGCAUGAGUUGCAGCGAAUGUUUGCGUACUUGAUGGAGUCGGAGAGGAAGUCGUACAAUCCGCGAUCUUUCUGUCGCGUGUAUCAGAUGGAUCAUCAGCCGCUGAACACGGGUGAGCAGAAGGACAUGGCGGAGUUCUUCAUUGAUCUCGUGUCGAAGUUGGAGGAGAUGACGCCGGAUUUGAAGAGUCUGAUCAAGAAUCUGUUCUGUGGCGUGCUGAGCAAUAAUGUUGUGUCACUGGAUUGUGGCCAUGUGAGUCGCACACUGGAGGAAUUCUACACGGUGCGCUGUCAAGUGGCGGACAUGAGGAAUCUGCAUGAGUCUCUGGAUGAGGUGACAGUGAAGGACACACUGGAGGGUGACAAUAUGUACACAUGCUCGCAGUGUGGGAAGAAGGUGAGGGCGGAGAAGAGGGCGUGUUUCAAGAAGUUGCCACAAAUUCUCUGCUUCAACACCAUGCGAUACACUUUCAACAUGGUGACGAUGCUGAAGGAGAAGGUCAACACGCACUUCUCCUUCCCGAUGCGCCUGGACAUGUCUGGAUAUUCGGAGAAGUCUCUCAUGCCGCAGUACUAUCAGGAGGAGAAGAAGAAGAUGCAGCUGCGUCGAUCCAGUUCACGAUCGUCCAACAACACAGAAUCGCCUGAGGCGUCGGAGAAGAUGAAGAAGGAUUGCUCGCCCAGUUCGAGCACUGAGAGCUCAGCGGAGACAGUCGAGGCGAGUGAGAAGAGCUCACAGGAGAUGGACGAGGAUGAGGAUGAAUUUAUAGAUCACUUUGAGUAUGAUCUUGUGGGUGUGACGGUGCACACGGGAACUGCCGACGGUGGUCAUUACUACAGUUUCAUCAAAGAACGCUCCACGAGUGGACUUGGCGACAGAUGGUUCCUCUUCAAUGAUGCCGAAGUGAAGAUCUUCGAUCCAUCGCAAAUUGCCGCUGAGUGUUUUGGCGGUGAAAUGACGAGCAAAACAUACGAUUCGGUGACGGAGAAGUAUUUGGAUUUCAGCUUUGAGAAGACCAACUCGGCGUACAUGCUGUUCUACGAGAGGCGCACGGAUAGGGAUGAGAAGGACGCCAUGGGCAGUUCAGAGAGUGGUCCGAGUUGUGCCAAUGAAUCGAGCUUGAGUGGCAGCAACAAUAAUAACAAUACCAGCAGCAGGAAUAACAAUAGCAGCAAUAUGGGGGCGUCAAUGCUAGAGGCUAUACCGAGGUCACUGAGCAAGGAGUCAUCAGAGGGUGCGAGUGCGAGUGCUAAUGAGACUGACCCGAGUAGUGAUUUACUGAUAAAACCUAAUUUAAAUAGAACCAAUUGUGAUAUAGAAGCUAAGGGGAAUUUAGUAGCAUCUUCAAUCGCGUCCACGAGCAAGGCAUCGGCAUCUGGAAGGCGGUCACUGCUCAGUAAAGAGCUGGAAGACUGGAUAUGGCAGGACAACAAGCACUUCCUGCAGGACCGCAACAUCUUUGAGCACACCUACUUCAGCUUCAUGUGGCAAAUUUGUGGACAUAUUCCACAAACGUUGCUAAUGCAGGGCGACAUCACGUGCAUCGCAGCUCAACUGUCGGUUUCAUUUUUCAUUGAGACAUUUAUACAUGCUAAGGAGAAGCCAACAAUGGUGCUCUGGGUUGAACUCCUCACGAAGCAGUUCAAUGCCAAUCCCGAGGCGUGCGAAUGGUUCCUCACGCACAUGUCACAGGUGCCAUGGUGGCCUGUCCAGGUGCUCAUACAGUGUCCUAAUCAAAUGGUGCGUCAAAUGUUUCAACGAUUGGUAAUUCACGUCAUACAACGACUCAGAAUGUCCCAUUCUUUGCUGUACUUAAAAAUUGAGACAAAUGAUGAGGGCAAGGAGGAGAUUGGCAAUGCGUCGUGUGUGACGAGAUUCAUAAAGUCACUGAUAAUGCUGAUGGAGAGCAGUGCAAAGGCUCACAUGAGGAAUCUCUCUGAGUUCUUUGGUCUGUUGUACGAUUUCUCUCGCAUGGGUGAAGAGGAGGCGCUCUUUUUGUUGCGAAUCAACAUCAUUCGGAAUGUGGCAGACUUCUAUUUGGGUCACAAGACGCAGGAUUGUAUCGAUACUGGGUCUGAUAAUGACGACAAUUCGUCCGAUGAGACACUGUCUGUUGAUAAAACCCGUCCGGCAAGUCUGGACAAGAUGAUAGCUCUUGUGGCGUCACUUGUUGAGAGAUCUCGCGGUCCAGAUUUGCGAUUGCAUCUCGCACCGCGUGAUUAUCAUGCCAUAGCGGGUGGAAAGGGUUUCCCUUUCCUCUAUCAGCAGAUCAAGGAUAACAUCAAUCCACAUCAGACACGUCAUCUUAUCCAUGCUCUGUGUCGCUUCGAUGAUCGCCUGGCGAAUCAGAUCAUUUCCAUGCUCUUCACGGCCGUCACGAAGCACACGGAACUGUGUGGGCCGUUCUUCAAGCUCCUCACGCUGCUCACGGAGAACUCAGUGGGUCCGUCGGGAAUGCCGUGCUUCUCGCAAUUGGUGCUGCAACGCGUGUGGGACGCAGCAGAGUAUUGUCCGCAAUCUGCCCUCGAUUGGUUGGCAGUUCAGGCGCCACGGAACAAGAUUGCUCACAGUUGGAUUCUGCAAUCGGCUGAACAGUGGGUGGAACCUUUUUUGCUGGCGCACAACAAUUCACGCGUUCGCAAUGCGGCUGCUUAUUUGCUGGUCUGCUUGGUGCCAUCGCAAUCCUUCAGGGCGAACUAUCGCGUGAGUUCGCAUCACAAGCUGAUGCUCCAUGGGCAGCAGAAGGAGUUCUCCGGAGAGGCGCAACUCAUUGCUCACAACAUUCUCAAUUUGCUGCUGCGUCUGUUGCGACAGGCGCGCAAUUACACAGAGAUUGGGUCACAUGGAACGGCCAAAUUAACGGCCUAUUUCACGCUGAUGACCUACUUGAUGGUGUCCAAGACUGAAAAGCUAAUGCUUGGAUCUCACAUUAGAGCCUUGUGGGAUCUCUUUCAUCCGCGACUCUCUGAACCUGGAGUUCCUGCACAUCACAAUAAGCAAGCACUUCUCGCUUUCUGGCAUCAUGCGACAACAGAGUGUCCGGAAAAUGCACAAAUUGUCGUCAAUUGUCCAGAAAUAACGAGAAAUAUUGCUUUCAACUACAUUCUUGCUGAUCACGAUGAGUCGGAGAUUGUUGCCUACAAUCGAGCCAUGUUGCCGGCCUAUUAUGGAUUGCUGAGGAUGUUUUGUCAGCAAAGUCGCACUCUCACGCGUCAGUUGGCGGCGCAUCAGAAUCUCCAGUGGGCAUUCAAGAACAUCACACCGCAUCCCACGCAAUAUGCGAUGGCUGUGGAGGAGCUGUUCAGGCUGAUGACUCUCUUCGCUCAGCGCCAUCCGGACGCCAGUGAGAGUGACCAGAGGGAGAUUAGCAACUUCAGGCGCACAACACUCACGGCAUAUCUCACAGGAUUGGACGCGAGGGUGUCGUGGGGCACUUUGAUAGCUGCCCUGCGCAUUUUAGUGGACAACGAUGAGGAUCGCCUAUUUGUUGUGCUUCACGGUGGCAUUGCGAUGGCCUUCGAGGCGCUGCACACUCUCCAUUCCAUGUAUCACGAGGCUACGGCUUGUCAUGUGUCAGGUGAUCUGCAGGAACUCCUGGCUGAGUUGGUGUUGCUGGUGAGCACGCUGAGGUUGACGAAUCGCAAUGAUCCGAAGAAGAGACUGCAACCGGGUGUGCUGAAGGGAUUGCAGGAGGGCGUGAGACGUCUUGCCACACUACUUAACACCUUCAAUCCGCCAGAGAUGAGAAAUCUCGCCAUGGAGGUGCUGAAGGAGUUGGUGAAGAACUCCACUGUUGAGGUGAUAAAUAUUCUCGUGCCGUUGCUCACGCACUGCCACACGGCGUCGCAGAACUCCACGCAUCCGUUGAGUCAGCUCGGCUACUACUUUCCGCGGCGCGGCUCGACGAAGAGCAGUUGGCAAUCCAUAUCAAAGAGUGCUCCACGUCCGCCGCGGCCAAUGGUGCAGAUGAGUGUGCCGCAGACGCAAUUGGUGCAGAAGGGCACAGAUAAGGAGUUCGAUGCGGCCCUCGAGGCCUUCUACAAGCCAUACCAUGACUUUCUGGACGUGAUGUUCCGCAUGGCGGUGAACACGAACCAGAUGAAUGAGUCAAUUGUGAAUCUGAGCUGUCUGGCGGGCACUGAAGGCACGGCGCUGCACUUCAACUUCUUCCCCAAAUUCUGGGUUGGUGUGUACAACAACAAGCAGACGAAUAAGUAUGUGGAGUUGCUCACGAACAAUCCAUUCCUCACGGAGUACAUUGACAUGAUCUUGCGCGAUGAGAGGAUCUCCCUCAAUGAUCCCAUCAUUCUCAGCUUCAUGGAGAUCUACUAUCCAAAGAUAACAUCACGAUUAACAAUCCCACGAUUGCUGGACUCAAUUGGUGUGAUCAUCCUGAGCAAGGAUAAUGUGUAUGAUCUGUGCGGGGACAUCAUGACAAUCAGGGUGAUUGUGGAGAGCACCAGUGAUUUGCCACAGUGGAUACAGAAGCAACUGCGCUCGGCGCUCUUGGAGGUGAAGUUGCGAUUCAAGGAUGACAUUGUUGUGCAUGAAGAUGAAUCACCACCGAAGCGGCGUAAAAUCAGUGAGAAUGAAGCGGAUGCGGCGGUUGUGAGUUCGAGUGAGGAAGUGACGCAGACGAGCGUCAAAGAGAGUCAGCAGCCUGAGAGUGCAGAAGCGGCGAGUGUGCAGAAGUCUCCGGCGGAACCGUCGUCGUCGACGUCAUCGGGUGAGGCGGUGGAGAUGGUGGAUGUGUCCGGGGACAAGGAGCAGCCCGCGGCGGAGUCGCCAGACAAAUCCGGCAGCACGGUGGAGACGGAGAGUCCGCAGACUAGCCAGAGUGGCUCCACGGAGCGCAAGGAGCGCCAAAGGUACAUUAAGAAGAUCGACGAGAAUAUUGACUUGGCGCUCAAGUGUCUGCCGGAAGUGAGUGAAGUCAGUUCAGAGGGUGGAAGUGCAAAGGCUCUGGAGGGAGAGGGAAAGGGUGAGGAGAGCACAAAGAAGGAUGACACGGAAGUGAGUGAGAAGAGUAAGAAAGAGUGAAU
This is a messenger RNA of Phlebotomus argentipes, 10945 nucleotides long. It is a transcript of the gene puf, whose product is annotated as ubiquitin carboxyl-terminal hydrolase puf. The transcript has 12 exons. Bases 144 to 10943 code for a protein of 3599 amino acids. Gene Ontology annotation, cellular component: nucleus; cytosol. The record is from RefSeq and is a predicted model, not a curated record. Lineage: Eukaryota; Metazoa; Arthropoda; Insecta; Diptera; Psychodidae. Gene Ontology annotation, biological process: protein deubiquitination. Gene Ontology annotation, molecular function: cysteine-type endopeptidase activity; cysteine-type deubiquitinase activity.